AUGGGAUUUGAGCAGGACAUUGUUGUGGUGAGCUCGCUCGUGGAUGUCUGCGCAAAGUGUGGGAGUUUGCUGGAUUCUCGCAGAGUUUUCGAUAGGAUGGUUCGUCACGACGUCGUCACCUCGCUCCUUCUCGGGUAUGCUGAUACUAGUUCUUCCAGAGAUCUUGGAGUGAGUUUGGAUUUGUUCUCGGCAGGCAUGGACGCUGCUAGAUGCUUGCCAAACUUGCGGACUUUUGUUGCAGUGAUCAAAGCUUGGCCGAACUUGGCCGUGAAAGAGGAUGGGAAGAAGGCGGUGAUGCUGCUCAAGGGGAGAGACUUACGCUUGCAAGCUGAGAAGCUCGGAUUUGGAAGCGAUGAUUUCGUAGCGGCCAGUCUGGGAGAGGUGGCUUACGAGCUUUUCCAGAGGUUUCUUCAACGACACAGAGAUGGAUAUAGUUGGAUCGCUCCCGAUGGAGUGACGUUUGCUGCUGCUUUGAACACUUGCGGCGGCAUGGCAGCGAUAAAACAGGCCAAACUCGGGACUGGAGAGCUGCUCAAAACUCUCGACAAAGUCAUGGCUCUUCACGUUCAAGCCGAGAAGAGCUUGUCGGGCGAUAAGUUUUGCAGGAGUGUCGGGAACAGUGUCAUGGAUUUGUACGCCAGUCACGCAGGCCUUGUGGAGAAACUCGGAGUUUUCCACAAGAUGGAGGGCGAGUUUAUGCGAGUGAGCUCCAGCUCGUUGCUGUGCUUCCUCACAGCUUGCAGUCACGCAGGCCUUGUGGAGAAAGGAGCUCGCUGUUUCGAGACGAUGGUAUCCAAGUAUGGAGCUUCUCCGAGCUUAGAACACUAUAGCGCAAUGGUCGAUCUCUACGGCCGAGCCGGCAAACUCGAGGCUGCUCUGAGCUUGGUAAAAGGCAUGGCUUUGGAAGAAAAUGCCGGGAUCUGGAGAAGUAUUCUCGGUGCCUGCUGGAAGUGGAAAAAUCCCGUGGUGGCAAGAGUUGCGUACAAGCUUUGCUGGAUAUGA
Messenger RNA from Selaginella moellendorffii, 1002 nucleotides. Its product is annotated as pentatricopeptide repeat-containing protein At5g13270, chloroplastic-like. The record is from RefSeq and is a predicted model, not a curated record. The coding region runs from base 1 to 1002 and encodes 333 amino acids. The transcript has 3 exons. Gene Ontology annotation, molecular function: protein binding; RNA binding. Lineage: Eukaryota; Viridiplantae; Streptophyta; Lycopodiopsida; Selaginellales; Selaginellaceae. Gene Ontology annotation, biological process: RNA modification.